Molecule: messenger RNA, 1098 nt
Organism: Antechinus flavipes (yellow-footed antechinus)
Lineage: Eukaryota; Metazoa; Chordata; Mammalia; Dasyuromorphia; Dasyuridae
Gene: NSMCE1
Product: NSE1 homolog, SMC5-SMC6 complex component
Exons: 8
Coding region: 127-906 (259 amino acids)
Biological process (GO): DNA damage tolerance; double-strand break repair via homologous recombination
Cellular component (GO): Smc5-Smc6 complex; nucleus
Molecular function (GO): ubiquitin-protein transferase activity
Source: RefSeq, a predicted model, not a curated record
ACUGCGUGGGCCCUUGGAAGUGGGGCUUCUCUGGAACGCUUUCUAGGCAUUUACCAAUGAGGAUGUCGCGUUCCUUUUGGUCCCGCCCCCCUCCCCUCAUAGCAGCCGGCCAGAGGCAGUAUCACCAUGGCCAGCAGCAUGACUGACAGCCAUCGUCGAUUCCUUCAGGUACUGAUGUCUAAUGGAAUAAUAGAUGCAGCUGAGGCAAGGAGGCUACACAGAUUUUUCUGUGAGCAGCAUAAAGUGUACUAUGCGCAUGACAAAUUGGAUGACUUCAUUGGCAUUAUUAACACAUUUCUACGUCCAUUGUUUAUGGAAAUCAGGAAAGGACGCUCGGAAGAUAACGGGAAGAUAUUUUAUGCUUUGGUGAAUCUUGCAAUAACAGAAGCUACCAAAGUGGCAUCUGACUAUGCAGAAAAUGAAUUGGAAUUAUUUAAAAAAACUAUGGACUUGAUUGUUGAAUCAGAAAAUGGCUAUGCAUCAUCCACCAAUAUUUUAAACCUGUCAGACAAACUUCAGAGCAAAAAAAUGAGGAAGAAAGAAGUGGAACACGUACUCCAGAAGUUUGUUCAGGACAAGUGGCUUUCAGAAAGACAUGGUGAAUAUACUUUACAUACUCGCUGCAUCAUGGAAUUGGAUCAGUAUAUAUGUGAGACUUACCAAGAUGUCAAAAAGUGCAACAUCUGCCACAGCCUUGCCAUUCAGGGUCAGUUCUGUGAAACCUGUGGAAUUAAAAUGCAUUUACCUUGCACUGCAAAGUAUUUCAAAUCUCAGCCUGAACCACGUUGUCCUCAUUGUAAUGAUAUUUGGCCUCAUGAUACAAGAGAUUUAGUUCAGCCAGAUUCCCAUUUGUCACCCAGGAUCCCAAGAACAACUAGAAGAGUCUCAUCUUCAGAAACAAAGUGAUGUUAAGAAUGCAGUAUUAAAUCAGGAUUUUCUACACUGGAGUUAAUGUUAAGAUAUGUUCAAAAAGAUAAAAUGUGUUAAGUGGUUCUAUUUUGAACUAAUUAAUUCAUUUUAAUAGUUUUAUAUCAAUUAAGCCUUGCUUAUUUGUAUUGACUUACUAAUAAUCUAAGUAAAAUAAUUUUAAUGAGCUGA